UCCCAGCUUCCCCUGCACUUCCUGCUUGUAGCUGCUGUGUUAUGAAGAGCCAUCAAAUCAACAGAAUGGAAUCGAAGUCUACCUAAAUAUCGUGAAACACGAUUAAUGACAGCGUCCUAAUUUGUUUCAAGAGAGUUAAUGAAACAAUUAAUGUAAAUGUCAGUUACUCGAACUUAAAGACUUGUGGGGACAACAUCAACAAUGCAGUUCUCUCCCACAAACGGAGAUUUUACCUUCGUCUCAUCGACUGAAGGCGAGGAGCUGAGCGGUACCAUUGAUGCUCCAGAUAUCAAACUGAACAUUGGCAGUGACAGUGCAAAAGACCCCUAUGCAACUACGUUCCUGAGGCAACGAGGUUAUGGCUGGUUACUGGAAGUAGAAGAGGAUGAAACAGAAGACAAUAAGCCUCUUUUGGAGGAGCUGGACAUCGAUCUGAAAGACAUCUACUACAAGGUCCGAUGUGUGCUGAUGCCAAUGCCCUCUCUGGGCUUCAACCGGCAGGUUGUGCGGGACAACCCUGACUUCUGGGGUCCAUUGGCUGUGGUUCUCCUGUUCUCUAUGAUCUCCAUCUAUGGCCAGUUCAGGGUUGUGUCAUGGAUUAUUACCAUCUGGAUAUUUGGAUCUUUAACAAUCUUUUUGCUUGCCCGUGUGCUUGGUGGCGAGGUGUCUUAUGGACAAGUCCUUGGAGUGAUUGGAUACUCCCUUCUCCCGCUCAUUGUAAUAGCCCCAUUGCUUUUGGUCAUUGGGACGUUCGACAUUUUUUCUACACUAAUAAAGCUUUGUGGUGUAUUCUGGGCUGCCUACAGUGCUGCUUCACUCCUUGUUGGGGAUGAAUUCAAAACCAAGAAGCCACUUCUCAUAUACCCCAUUUUUCUUUUGUAUAUCUACUUCCUGUCGCUAUAUACCGGAGUCUGAUUGGACACAUGGCCAUUUACUAACUUUUGUUUGGAUACUUACACAAAGCACCGUGAAAAGACACAAAAUAAUUCAUUCCAUGAUGAAAAUAAGAAGUUUUGGAAAUGUUUCCAAAUGUCUUUUUAUUUUCCCUUCUCUUUAACCCUGUUUACAAUCCUACAUUAGAUAAUGGGGACAUGAGGUGUAAGUUACAUCAGUGUAUUGAUGUAAUUGUGUACUGAAUAAAAUGCACUCGAUUUUAGGAAUGCUUUGCAUUUAGAUUAUAUUCUAUUCAACAGUAGAACUCAUGCCUUCAUUAUUAGCAUAACAAUAAAACAUAGUAAGUAAUAAGAGAAAGGUCUCACUUGGUUAUUGAGUUAGCCUGAUAAUGUUCAAUUGAAGAAUGUUGUGCCAAAUAUCAAAUGUUCAGAAGUUGAAUUUGGAGUAAAAAAUGGAGACACCAAUAUUGUUUGAAAUGUGUUUAUUUUGUAAGUGGAAGGUUUUGGCAUUAUGUAAUAUGUAAUGUAUUGCUAUGAAGAGUUGGCCAUCCAAGCCUUUUUAUAUAAACUUUUAUUUCUUAAGUUAUGAGUUACAUUCUGGGUGAGGGGAUAGAUGGGCAGUUUGCGUGAAAUAAAAUGUUUACUAAAUUUUGUGCGUUUGAUUAGUUUACACUAGUGGAAAUAUUUUACCAAUCUGACCUGUCAGGUGCUGGUAUUGUAUUUUUUGUGUAUUCACUACUGUAUAUAACUUUGUAUUGUUUCAUAGUGGCAGAGCAUAUACAUUUGUGAAAAAUAAGUAUGAUACAAAGCAAAACUCAUUGGGAGGUGGUGAAACCCAACUAAAAAAAAGGAUGCAUGAUAGUUUGCGUUCCAAAUCUUUAGUUGCAAGAGUUUCCAUGUACAUGGAUGUCGAAACUAAUAUAACUGGAUGAUCCAGAAUAAUAAAUAUGGAAAAUACA
Molecule: messenger RNA, 1852 nt
Organism: Osmerus eperlanus (European smelt)
Lineage: Eukaryota; Metazoa; Chordata; Actinopteri; Osmeriformes; Osmeridae
Gene: yipf4
Product: Yip1 domain family, member 4
Exons: 6
Coding region: 202-915 (237 amino acids)
Biological process (GO): endoplasmic reticulum to Golgi vesicle-mediated transport; vesicle fusion with Golgi apparatus
Cellular component (GO): trans-Golgi network; membrane
Source: RefSeq, a predicted model, not a curated record